AUGAAUCAUACGUAUAUUGCAAAGACGCAACGCCAUGUCAGCGACGGAAGCCUACGCAGUCCCGGCGGUCGGGCGUUUAUCUCGUUAAGCGGCGGCACUGCGGGCCUGCGGCGGGCGGGCGCGGCGAACUGGGGCAGCUGGAGCGGCGCGCCGGGUGUCGCCCGCCGCUGCCGACCCGCAGUGACGCAUUGCAGGUGCGCGGUGGCCAAUCGGCGCGCGCCGCCGCACCCGCCCGAUAUAAAACCGACUAUCCUUUGCGGCUCAAAUCUAAUCCCGUGCCGUGCGUCCCGAGACAUGGACUUGGAUGUUCAAAACGUGCAU
Brenthis ino (lesser marbled fritillary) is the source of this 321-nucleotide messenger RNA. NCBI's taxonomy places the organism in Eukaryota, Metazoa, Arthropoda, Insecta, Lepidoptera, Nymphalidae. The record is from the annotation of a GenBank genome assembly.